Sorex fumeus (smoky shrew) is the source of this 4067-nucleotide messenger RNA. RefSeq names its product cyclin J (gene CCNJ). NCBI's taxonomy places the organism in Eukaryota, Metazoa, Chordata, Mammalia, Eulipotyphla, Soricidae. The transcript is spliced from 7 exons. Gene Ontology annotation, cellular component: cytoplasm; nucleus; cyclin-dependent protein kinase holoenzyme complex. Gene Ontology annotation, biological process: regulation of cyclin-dependent protein serine/threonine kinase activity; mitotic cell cycle phase transition. Bases 212 to 1429 code for a protein of 405 amino acids. The record is from RefSeq and is a predicted model, not a curated record. Gene Ontology annotation, molecular function: cyclin-dependent protein serine/threonine kinase regulator activity.
CUGGCUUUGUACGCGGAACCGCCUGCCGGUCCUUUAACAAUGGGCGGCGCGAGCGCCCCGGCGCUGGGCCCGAGCUGAGGCCGGCGCUUCGCUGCCGUGUCUCCGCGGCAUGCGCGGGGUCGGCGUUCCCCGCACGCCGGCGGGACGGGGGCUGUGAGGGCUGCGGUGACGGACCAGUGGCCGCGUCUGGCCCGGCGCGCCGCCCGCGCCCAUGGAGCUGGAGGGACAGUGGUGGCGGGGACAGCUGGCUGCGGACAUCCACCAGGCGCUGCGGUACAAGGAGCUGAAGUUGCCCUCUUACAAAGGCCAAUCCCCUCAACUAAGUCUCAGAAGGUAUUUUGCUGACUUGAUUGCAAUUGUGAGCAAUCGUUUCACUCUCUGCCCUUCUGCCCGACAUCUUGCUGUGUAUUUGCUGGACCUGUUUAUGGAUCGGUAUGACAUCUCCAUCCAGCAGCUGCAUUUAGUUGCACUUUCCUGUCUGCUUCUGGCAACCUAUUGUCCUCUAAGAUCCAGACACAUCAUCUGCUCCUCUCCCUUCUACCCAGAAAGCCAGACAGGUAAAUUUGAAGAAAAAGAAGAUAGUGUGCCUAAGCUGGAGCAGCUCAAUAGUUUGGGUUGUAUGACUAAUAUGAAUCUAGUAUUAACAAAACAGAAUUUGCUACAUAUGGAACUAUUACUAUUAGAAACCUUUCAGUGGAACCUCUGCCUCCCAACUGCUGCCCAUUUCAUUGAGUAUUAUCUCUCUGAAGCAGUCCAUGAAACAGAUCUUCAUGAUGGCUGGCCAAUGAUUUGCUUGGAAAAAACUAAACUCUACAUGGCCAAAUAUGCAGAUUACUUCCUGGAAGUAUCUUUACAAGAUUAUGCCUUUCUAAAUUAUGCACCUUCUUUAGUAGCUGCUGCAUGUGUGGCUUCUUCAAGAAUUAUUCUUCGUCUUUCUCCAACGUGGCCUACAAGACUGCAUCGUCUUACUGCUUACUCCUGGGAUUUUUUAGUACAGUGCAUUGAACGGCUAUUGAUUGCUCAUGAUAAUGAUGUGAAAGAAGCAAACAAACAGAGAGGACAGACAGGACCUCAGCCAGCACAACUCAGUGUGUUCCAGACAGCCUCCCAACCUGCAAGGCCAGUCCACUUUCAGCAACCUCAGUAUCUCCAUCAAACGCAUCAGACCUCAUUGCAGUAUCGCCAUCCUGUGUCAGAUCAACCGAGCUGUCAGCAGAUCGUAUCGACCACACACACCUCAUCUUAUACACUACAGACAUGUCCUGCUGGCUUCCAAACUAGUGUUCAGGGCCUAGGGCAUGUGCAGACUGGUGUUGGGAUGUCACUGGCAAUACCAGUAGAAGUUAAACCUUGUCUGAGUGUUUCUUAUAACCGGAGUUAUCAGAUAAAUGAACAUUAUCCUUGCAUUACUCCGUGCUUUGAAAGGUGAUUCUAUGCAAAGGGAUUACCUAACCCAGACAGUUUUGUGACACGAAGAUCUGGGGUAAGCUUUUUUGUAAACGCCUCUUCAAAAGGAAAGGGAUCCGAAGGACAUCUUUGGAGUUCUUCAGAUACCAACACCAAGAAGACUGAAUAUCUCUUUUAAAGCACCGUGAAUUACCUGGAGAAUUAACUAUACACUGCAGUCACUUCUAACAGUGUGUAUAUCAAAACCUGAUGUAACUAUUCCGCAUGUCAAAAAUUUCCAAGCCCUAGCUGAUGGUCCAAUAUUUCAGAAAUACACAGUACAUCAGAAAAUUUGGACAGAUCCCAAUUUGCCAUUUUGAUAUUUGACCUUUGGUAAGCUCUGGGCCUAUUGAUUACUACAUCAUAGACUAGUGUUUCUUCUGUGGUUCUGUGGACUUGCCAAACAGUUUUUUUAUGAAGGAAAUUUACAGUAUUAAUUUUUGAAGAGCUUUUUUUUAUUCUGCAGUUUUGAGUUAUAUUUUUGAUCUACAGAUGAAUUUUUUACUAAGUUUAAACUCAUCAAUUGCUAUGUUAUAUCAGUCUGUGCAGUAAGAAAAAAAAUGGAUGAUUUUAUUUAACUUCCUAUCACAGAUAGUGUAGGUGUCUGGAUUUAUGUACUAAAACUAAGAGUGAGGGAGUAGAUCUCUUAAAAUCAUGGUCAUAAAUCUUUGUUGGUUUUCUUUUUACUUUUUCCCUAAGUGAUCAACCUCAAAUCUUUAGAAUUAAAACACAUUUAACUCAGGGAAUUUGUACUACUUGCAAACACUUAACUGUAAUGCAACAUACUUUGGGAAUGUUAUAGAAUGAACUACCUUUAUAACAUAGGUUAAAAUACUCCUGCUAGUUGUUUUCAGACAAAAACUUUAUAGCUUACAGUGAAUCACAUGGUGUUUCCUGUCAUUCAUAAUACAUAUAUAGGUUUUGCAUUUGCAUUUUUCAGUGCAAUCAAUGAUUUAUACCAGUAUUUGAUACUACUCAAAAAAAGUUUUUGCAAGGAAAGGUAUAAUUUUUAAAAUGUCAGUACUAGAAUAAAGUUCUGUAGGGUUUUUGAUUUUUUUUUUUUUUGAGUGGAGUGUGGCCAGGGUAGUUCUCAGGUUGUGCUAGAGCAGCACUUUGCUAUGUGAAAUACAGGUUUUAUAAGCAACCUUUGAAGCCAACUAGACAGUAUAAGCAGGCAAAGGUACUGUUGAUUUAAAUUUCUGUAGCCACUUUCAUUGGAUUGGCCCCAGAACUGCCCAAGGACAUUUCACUGUACUGGAAAUGAGUGAAAACAUCAAUAAUCAUUACAACAAGGGCAAUUUGGGGAUAAAGAGUUUGGGAGAGGAAUAAACUUUAAAAACUAAGGAAUUAGUUUUGUGCUCUUAUCUGUGGGAAAAGAGAGACUUGGUGGAGGGGAACUUUCUGAUUUAAAAAUUAGUGAGGUGUGUCUUCAUUUAUGUUUUUCUAAAAGAUAGCACUUGAAUAGUAGGGAAACUGCAUGGCAGGUAUGUGACUGCCCAUUAUGCAUUGAAGAGAAACUUAUUAAGAUGUGGGUAUGCAGCAUGAGUCUGGGUAAUCAAGCCAGUGGCUGUUGUUAGGAAGGAACUCAGCAUAGUAAUGGAUUGAUCCAGAUGGCUCCAUUGGAUGUAUGUGGGGAUGAAGGGAGCUUCUGCCAGCAUGAAUUCUUCCGAGAAUGUCCUUUCCUUAAAAGAAAAGUAAUUCCUAAUUAGAAUACAUAGGGCAUGAUAUGGGUGUAUUAGUCUGGUAGACAAAACAAACCACUCAGGUAAGAACAUUCACUAAAGCGGUUUUCAAGCAUGAAAAUUGUUUUCUAAAAGUGUCAUCACUUUUCUUCUAAGAAGGCUGCUAAUUGGAAUUUAGUCGUUCUUACUUUAAGAAAACUUGAAUUAUUUGGGGGAAAGUGGAUUCAAACGAGAACAUAUCUUUCAGAUUCAGAACCCAGCAACCUGGAGUCCAACUUUCAGUAUUUUAACUACCUCAAUAAUACUAUGAAUGUAAGAUACUGGGAUAGAGAUCCCAACUUGAAACAACAACCGGUGCCUAUGGUAAUAUAAUGUCUUGUCAAAUGCUUUUAUUGAUUGGUUUAAUGUCAUUCCUGUUAUAGAAGAGUAUGCCUUUUUUAAAACCUUAUUAAUAACACUUUCCCAAUUUAUAUUUAAAAAAACAAAAGAACACUGGAUUAAUUAAGGGGGGGAGAAUGAAAUUAUUAAUUGGUUACUAUUGCUGCAUACCCAGAGGUGGGAGGUGGGGGUAGUUGGAGAACCAGAACUAUUUUUAAAACAUUAGUUUUCAAUAUAAAUACAACUCACAAAACUGUUAGCUUGUGGGAGCUAAAGGGGGUGGGGGAUUGUGUGGGUUUUGUUUUCUUUUAAUUUAUUGAUUAGCCUUUAAAGUAGGUUUGUUUUUGAGAUUACUGGACCAUCAUUAAAUGUACUGUGAAGAGAUUCAAUGAUAUGUAUCAAGGGCUUUACCAAAGUCCACUAAAUAAACACUACUCAAGUAUAGAAUGCAAACCAAAAUGUAUCUGUGUUACAAUGUUAAUUGCAUAUAGUAUGGUGCUAAAGUCUACACCAGUGGAAUUAGAUGAGUGCUAUGCACUUAAUUUUUUAAAUAAAACUAGU